Molecule: messenger RNA, 2295 nt
Organism: Capronia coronata CBS 617.96
Lineage: Eukaryota; Fungi; Ascomycota; Eurotiomycetes; Chaetothyriales; Herpotrichiellaceae
Exons: 1
Coding region: 1-2295 (764 amino acids)
Biological process (GO): amino acid transmembrane transport
Molecular function (GO): amino acid transmembrane transporter activity
Source: RefSeq, a predicted model, not a curated record
AUGUCGUCGCAGGCUUCCAGACCAUUAGAGAUCCGUCCAAGGAGUCGAGGCUCUUCUCCGGCAACAAGCUCCCCGGUUCCUUCGUCUCAACAUUCUCGACAGGCUUCCAUAGCCCGGUUGUCCUCACCUGUCCCUCAUCGUCUCAAUACCCCUAGUGUUCAACAGGUCCCUACUCCUCAGCAAAUAGCGGCCGACCACCACCCCGAUUCGAACCUUCCGAAACUUGACAGUGCGGGCUCUCUACCCGGCCCGGGCCAGUCUGCCCUUUCCACAGCUCUUGCAGAUAAAAACAACCGCACCCCUCCUAGGGGGAGGACGCCUCCUGUGCCAUCGACCGAGUCCACUUCAAGACAAUCGUCGGCGACGGCAAGAGGUGGGCUAGGCAAUCACGAGAGAAUACCGAGGAGCAACUAUGGGUCUUUCGAUGCUCGAGAGCCGUCUGGAAGUCCAGCACCUACGGAGGAUCCGGAAGUGGUAAAGCGCCAUCUGGUGCAGCCAGAUCAAGGUUCCGCCCGGCAUGGGCGUGCUCUCCGCUUGGAUCUAAACGAGCCGGGCACUGGCCUUGGCCCUGAUGAAUUCUCGAGCCUCCGUUUGCAAGGGGGAGACAUGACACGGGCUGUUUAUCGUUGGGCCGAAGACCAGGCCGGAAACCCCCCAGGUCGUUCGCAGAGAAGCAAGAGUUUCAGUGCCCCGCGACCGGAACCAGAAAGUGAAGUACUUGACAUUCAGAACAUCCGUGUGCCAGGGGGUUUCCGCCGCCAUUAUUUGCGGCGAGCCGUGCAAAGUCCGGGUGCUGGAGGUGAAGACCAGGAUGCUGAAGCAUCUGCGGGACAAGGUGACGGUGCAGGUUCCACGAGAAAUGCUAAGCCUAAGCUAUUCACCAAUAAUUUCCUGGAAUUUCUUACACUUUACGGGCACUUCGCGGGUGAAGAAUUGGAGGAAGACGACGAAGCUCUUGGACCGGACGAGUAUUUCUCCUCCGACGCCUGGGACGAAGGCAGCGACCAAGAAGCCGGCGAAGAUAGUGCUCUGCUGGCGUCCAGCACGCAUACACUCCGCAAGAGGAAGCACAAGGAGAGGCCCUCGGGAGGUAACAACAGCAGUUUCAAUGCUGCUCUACUCCUUCUCAAGUCAUUUGUGGGUACCGGUGUGCUCUUCUUGCCCCGUGCAUUCCUGAACGGAGGUAUGCUAUUUUCGUCACUUGUCCUCCUGGGGGUUGCCGCUCUGAGUUUCCACUGUUUCAUUCUUCUCAUCAACACCCGCAACAAGGUCGAGGCAUCCUUUGGUGAGAUGGGAGGCAUUCUGUACGGAAAAUGGAUGAGAAAGUUGAUUCUUUCUUCGAUCGUACUCAGUCAGAUUGGCUUUGUCUCGGCUUACAUUGUCUUCACCGCGGAGAAUUUGCAAGCAUUCGUGCUUGCUGUCUCGAAGUGCAAGAGUUUCAUCGACAUCAAGUACAUGGUCUUGAUGCAAUUGAUCAUCUUCUUGCCCCUGAGCUUGAUUCGGGACAUCAGCAAACUCGGCUUCACUGCUCUCAUUGCCGAUGCUUUCAUCAUGUUGGGGCUGAUCUAUCUGUACUACUAUGACAUCUCCGAGAUUGUUUAUCAGGGAGGUGUGGCCGACAUCGCCUUGUUCAAUCCAUCGACCUGGACCCUGUUCAUUGGCACGGCAAUCUUCACUUUCGAGGGUGUUGGCCUGAUCAUUCCGAUUCAAGAGUCAAUGAGGAACCCUCAGAAGUUCCCAGGCGUUCUUGCCAUUGUCAUGGUCAUUGUGACCAUCCUCUUCACCUCGAUCGGAGCGCUGUCGUAUGCAGCGUACGGGUCCAAGACGAAGACCGUCGUCAUCCUCAACUUGCCCCAGGACAGUAAGAUUGUCAACGUCGUCCAGUUCCUGUAUUCCGUCGCCAUCCUGCUUAGCACACCACUGCAACUGUUCCCGGCCGUCCGAAUCAUGGAGAACGAGCUCUUCAGCCGUUCGGGAAAGUACAACCCCUACAUCAAAUGGCAGAAGAACGUAUUCCGCUUCUUCUUGGUUUGCCUGUGUGCACUCGUCGGAUGGUGUGGAGCGGGCGAUCUGGACAAGUUCGUUGCUUUGGUGGGCAGUUUCGCGUGUGUGCCGUUGGUAUACGUGUAUCCACCGAUGUUGCACUUGAGAGCUGUAGCUCGAAAGCCAUGGCAGCGUGGGUUGGAUUAUGUGGUCUGCAUUUUUGGGCUUGUGGGCUGCCUUUAUACCACGGUCCUGACCGUGCAGCAGUGGGCUGCCGGCGGGUCAGCCAAAGCGCCUGGAUACUGUGAUUGA